UUCAUUUCAAUCUUCGUCCUCCUACUCCCCCCCAUAGCCGCAUGAUCUCCUUCUCUGUCCUCCUCCUCCGACAGCGACGCCAAAGCCUCUCCUCCACCAUCAGAGAAAGCCACACUCUCACUCCUCCCACUAUCUCCGCCGUCUCUCAUGACCCUUCCGUCUCCAUCCCGACGCUCUUGUCGUCCUGUGCCUCCCUCCGGGACCUCGCCCGUGUCCAUGCCCACAUACUCCGGACCCACUUCCUCUCCUCCUUCCCCUUCCCCUUCUACUACAAUAACCUCAUCCGUGCCUACACCCGCCUCGAGACCCCCGGCAGGGCUCUCUGGGUCUACGUAUCCAUGUCGAGGGACGGCGUGGGACCCGACUGUUACACGGUUCCCAUCGCAGUAAAGGCUGCGAGGCAGUGCUACGAGUUCUUCCUCGGGCGGCAGGUUCACGGGACUGCCGUAAAGGUCGGGCUUGAGGGGAACGAGUGCAGCGAGAGUGGGUUCAUCAGCUUGUACUGCAAGGCGGGCGAGCUCGGCGACGCCCUCAGGGUGUUUGAAGGAAAUCCCGACAGAAAGUUGGGUUCUUGGAACGCGAUCCUCGCAGGUCUUGCCCAAGGCGGUCGAGCCGAGGAGGCAAUAUCCAUGUUCUUGGAGAUGAAGGAACUCGGAUUCAUGCCUGAUGAUGUCACCAUGGUUAGCGUCACGUCUGCGUGUGGUGCCCUAGGGGACCUGAAUCUCGCCCUUCAGCUGCACAAGUGCGUCUUCCAAGCUGCGAAGAGCAGUGAGGGGAAAUCCGACAUUCUGAUGCUGAACUCAUUGAUUGACAUGUAUGGCAAGUGUGGAAGAAUGGACUUGGCCCAUAAAGUUUUCUCGAGGAUGGGGCAGAUGAGGAACGUGUCUUCAUGGACUUCGAUGAUCGUUGGGUAUGGUUCCCACGGGCUUGUAAGGCAAGCACUUGAUUGUUUUAGUGAUAUGAUCAGGGCAGGAGUGUUGCCCAACCACGUGACCUUCGUUGGGGUCCUCAUCGCCUGCGUUCAUGGAGGUCUAGUCCAAGAGGGUAGGCACUACUUCUGUAUGAUGAGAAAGGUGUACGGAGUAGUGCCCAACUUGCAGCACUAUGGCUGUCUGGUUGAUCUUCUAGGGCGGGUGGGGCUGUUCAAGGAGGCGAGGGAGGUGAUAGAAACUAUGCCUAUGAAGCCGAACUCUGUAAUCUUCGGGUGCUUGAUGGGAGCAUGCGAGAAGUUUGGGAACGUGGAGAUGGCUGAGUGGGUCGCUAAGCAUUUAAGUGAUCUGGAACCGUGGAAUGAUGGGGUCUAUGUGGUUCUAUCAAAUAUUUAUGCAAGUAGGGGGCUGUGGGGAGAGGUGGAGAGGAUGAGGGUUGUGAUGAAGGACCGGAAGCUUGCAAAGGUUCCGGCUUAUAGCUUAACCACUGGCUUGGAUUGAUGCCGUGAUUGUUUGUGUCAGGGAGGAAUUUGAUAAUCGUUGAGGGGCCAAAUACCCCGAAGAGUAUCUUCAACUCUUUUAAAUGGUGGACCCGUGAUGUUAUAAUUUAAUUGCAUCUCUUUUGCUUGCAAUCCCCAGCAUUAUAGUAUGGUUGAUGAAUGAGCCCCCUGCGCCGUCGUGUGGGACCAUGCCAUCAGUGCUGGAUGCAGCCGAGCCUGCCUGAAACGCUCUUGACUACAUAGCAUUAUUCUUGGCAGCCACCAAUACAGGUUGACAUGACGAAGUCCUCCAUGAUAUGCCAGGCCUUGUUAUAAACUGCAACCUCACUUGGGCUGUCACUGUACCUUUCCCGUUUCCUCCUAAUAUCUUUGCAGCCUUCGUCUCGAGCCAGAUGUGCAGAAGGGUCCAUUCUCACAUUGAAAUCUUUGGUUUGGUGCAGUUGACAGAUGAGAUCGAGUGAUCUCUGAAUGCGUGGCUUUGCGGCAACGGAGAAUUAAAUCGAAGAGUGCUUGAUUUUGUUUGAACAUUGAUCAUAUCAGAAUUUUGUGCUAAUGUUCUCGUCAGUACGGAGAGGGCGUAUAUUGAGUUUUGUAUAAUUUCCUUA
This is a messenger RNA of Punica granatum (pomegranate), 2034 nucleotides long. NCBI's taxonomy places the organism in Eukaryota, Viridiplantae, Streptophyta, Magnoliopsida, Myrtales, Lythraceae. The record is from RefSeq and is a predicted model, not a curated record.